ACGGUUGCGUGCGCGCCUUCUUUGGGUUUCCGACUCACAUUAUAGGCUUGUGCGUGGAGAAGUGAGCAUCAUUUUACGGCAAUUCGGAUUUAAUUCUGUACUCGAUUAUAAAUAUAAGAUGACGACGGCGAGCGUGCUGCUCACAGUUGGGACCACCUGGGGUUCCAACAACGACCGUUGCGAUAAUGAUGAGAAACUGGGAAAUAACGCUUGUAACCCAGCCGCCGUGGCUGCCAAGGAACUUCGAGAGACACCUGCUAUAAGAGAACAGGCCCUCAGAAUUAUGAGAGAGUGGAUUCAACAAAAUCCGGACAUCAAAAACGUACGACAAGACGAUUUAUUCUUGUUACGAUUUCUUCGUCACAAGAAAUUCAGUGUUCCAAUGGCGCAGCAGACUCUACUCAAGUACCUGAGCUUACGGAAGUACUAUUCCAACUGCUUCACGAAUCUAGACUGUGAAGAUCCCAGACUAAAAGAAAUCUUGGGCAACGGGUUCAUUGCUGUGUCACCAGUGCGCGACAGUCUCGGCCGUCGUGUCAUUAUCUAUAACAUGGCUAAAUUUGACGCCACAAAAUACACGUGCUGGGACAUGGUCCGCGCCUACGUCAUCAUUUACGAGGCAUUGAUGGAUGACCCGACUGACCAAGUCUUCGGUUUCGUCCAUGUUGGUGAUGGAAGCGGCUCCUCGAAAUCCCACGUCACUGUCUGGAACCCAGUGGACUUCGCCAGAUUUAUUAAAUGGGGAGAGCAAUCGUUCCCCAUGCGCCACAAGGAGUUUCAAUUAUUCAAUGUGCCGGCAGCCCUAAAGUACAUAAUCGACUUCGCCGCAACCAAGGUUUCGACUAAAAUGAGUGACAGAUUACGUCUCCACACUACUCACAAAGGUAUGUACAAAGAAGUGGAUCUUUCUUGUCUCCCUGUUGAGUUCGGUGGCGACAUACCCUUACAAGAAAUGGUGAAAUAUACGCGCGAAUUAUUAUUGGAGAAACGUCAGACAAUUCUCGAUUUAGACAAGAUGGAAAUAUUAAGUACGAAAGGUAUUAUUUCUUCAAGGAAUAGUGGAAACUCUUUACGGGAAGGAGUCACAUCCGUCGAGGGAAGUUUUAGAAAACUCGAAAUAGACUAGUUUUGUGUUUAGUUACACAAAUAUGGCAGGUGCUGUUUUGUGUAACCUUGAGAAUAAAUAUUAAAGUAUGUUCAAUUGAAAAUUAUGUGAACAUUUUCUCAUCUGUAUCAUUAUAAAGUAUAAAUAAAGUAAAAAAUAUAUACCUUUCUAGGGCAAGUAGUGUUAAAACAUCCCUACUGUAUUUUUUUAAAAAAAGAACCAUGAAUUUUUGAUGACAAGACCGAUAAAAAAACUUUCUUUAUUGUAGUAGACAAUUAUCUUUUCUUGCCAGACAUAAAUUUAGCCAGUUCAUAACAUUUAUUCAAUUUUAAGGAUUUCGUUUCGUUAUUUAUUAAGAGUUUUUUUUAUAUAAAGUCAAUAGGCCUGGGUUCUCCUUAGAUUCGCUUUUAUCGGUUGAAUCUUCGCUGAAAAUCUAUCCCUAAAGGUUGUGCUUAAACAAUGUGAGCAUUUAUGGAUUAUUAUUUAAGUCAACUUCUGGAUAUGGAUUCAUUUUGAUGGGUACUUGGGUACUUGUUGAAAUUAGUUUGGGCACCGCGGGCAUUAGAAAGUAAACUUAGCUAAGAGUGACAACAACAUUCUGCAAUUAUGUUUACUUAUAGCAGACAGUAUUGUAUACAUAUACCUUCACUUAAUUUAGGUUUUUAGAAUGUAAGUGUACAAGCUUGAAGCACGAAUUUAUAUGGAAAUAAUUUCGUAUGAAAACAAGCUUACUACAAGUCAACAUAGUGUUAUCUGCUGACAAAUCAGCAAGGCCAAAACACCUGAUAAAAAUUUCAGGAUUUGUUCGAGUUAGAACAAUUUGAAUAAAUCCUUCAAACAUUCGACAUGCGAACUAGGUUGCGACAUUCAAGCUGUAUAAAAGUUUUUAGUUAAGGAGGUUACUUGGCUUUCUGCUAUUGUGACUUAGUAUAUUAUGUACUCCGUAUUGAAAAUGUGAUAAGUUUUUAAGAUUAAAUUUUAAUUGAAAAUAAUAUCAAAUACUCCCUUAUUGUAAUAUAGCAUGUAAUACGAUAAUAAUAAAUGUUUUAAUAAUU
Molecule: messenger RNA, 2160 nt
Organism: Leptidea sinapis
Lineage: Eukaryota; Metazoa; Arthropoda; Insecta; Lepidoptera; Pieridae
Gene: Cralbp
Product: clavesin-2
Exons: 7
Coding region: 119-1126 (335 amino acids)
Cellular component (GO): membrane
Molecular function (GO): phosphatidylinositol bisphosphate binding
Source: RefSeq, a predicted model, not a curated record